AUGAAAAGAGAUCCAGCAGAUCAUUAUGGUACGGAUGACCAGAAUGAUAAAGUGGCUAUUGUUGAUCAAGUAUUGUUGGAUAAUCAAGUCAUUGUUGGUCCUGGUUGUGGGAUAUACGCAAUUAUUGUUGGAAUAGCAACAAUUGUUGUUGGUCAAAGCUAUGGGAAUU
Messenger RNA from Dentiscutata erythropus, 169 nucleotides. The record is from the annotation of a GenBank genome assembly. Lineage: Eukaryota; Fungi; Glomeromycota; Glomeromycetes; Diversisporales; Gigasporaceae.